AUGUCGAAAGAUGAUGGUGUUAAAAUUCUGACGGACAAGGAAUAUAUACGGUUAGGAGAAAGUAAUUUGGAUGAUUGUUAUAAAGUUAUGAAUAUGGAAGGAUGGCGAACUGAGAAGAAAUGUGACAACGGAGAUAUUGUUGAAUAUUUGGAUCAUCCGUUCUUUGGAAAAGUUUUCAGAUUCACGAAAAUAGAUAAUCAAACAGACAUCAGUUACCAAGUGGCUGCUGGAGGAGGCGGGGGUCUGGUUUCGCCUCGGGAUUUCGUAAACCUAAGACAUUACGGUAUGCGAGGCGCCAGCAUGGUUUGUGCAGGACAAUCCGUGGAACAUCCCCUUGGACCAGAGACUAGUAAAUAUAUCAGAGGUUACACCCGCCUCGGCUGCUGGUCCCUGACGCCCCUGAACGGCGGCGCGACCACGGAAUUCCGUUGGCUGAUGAGCAUGGACAUGCGCGGCCUGCUGCCCAGAAUUAUAGUGGACGCGGCUCACACCACUGUCAUGAUAGACUAUGCAAGACAUUUGAGGAAACAUUGUGCCGAUCUGGCAGCCAAAUAA
This is a messenger RNA of Ctenocephalides felis (cat flea), 555 nucleotides long. It is a transcript of the gene Start1, whose product is annotated as steroidogenic acute regulatory protein, mitochondrial. The transcript is spliced from 4 exons. NCBI's taxonomy places the organism in Eukaryota, Metazoa, Arthropoda, Insecta, Siphonaptera, Pulicidae. Gene Ontology annotation, molecular function: lipid binding. Bases 1 to 555 code for a protein of 184 amino acids. The record is from RefSeq and is a predicted model, not a curated record.